This is a messenger RNA of Temnothorax curvispinosus, 1077 nucleotides long. RefSeq lists its product as uncharacterized. Bases 1 to 1077 code for a protein of 358 amino acids. NCBI's taxonomy places the organism in Eukaryota, Metazoa, Arthropoda, Insecta, Hymenoptera, Formicidae. The transcript has a single exon. The record is from RefSeq and is a predicted model, not a curated record.
AUGUUCAACACGUCAUCGAUGUUCCAAGGAUUGAAAGGAAAAAGAAAAGAAAAAAUAUGGCAGCUAUUCCGCGCUACAGAUUUUGAAUCGUUCAUGUAUCCCUGCUUCAUGUUUUGCCGCAUUCUGGGAAUAUUUCCAUACAAGAUCAACGCUUCGACCAUCAAGACUUGCAAACCACGCUAUAUUCUUUCGACUAUCAUUAUCGGCGUUUUAUGCAUCCUCGAAUUAAUGAAUCUCUAUUAUCUCAAUACUUCUGAAGUAGUAAUUAAAAACGUUGAGACAACCAAGAUACUUCAACAUAACUGUUUCUCUAUUAUUGGUGUUUUUAUAGCAGUCACCGCAUUCAUUCUGAGUGGACCACGAAUGCGUUUUCUUCAGACCUUAUUGGAGCUCUCGUUGAAAUUGCCUUCAGAAUCAUAUAAGAAAUUAUCUAGUUUGAUCCAUGCCAAGGACAUUCUAGGAUUCUUCUUUUUAGUCGUGACAUUUCUGAUACCGCUUAUCAAGUUCCACGUGUGGGAUAUUGUCACCCAUUUUCUUAUGAUGUACAUGAUAUUGGUGACGUUUCAAAUGGAUAUGCUAUAUAUCAAUUGUGUUUGCAUAUUAAAAGCUUGUUUCAAAAAAAUCAACGACAAUCUAAUAAAUCUGCGAAAAGUCGUGACAAAUGGUGUGCCAUAUCUCUUGAGCAGCACCUAUCACGAGCAAAGAAUUCCAUUUGUACUGAUUGAGAUUAUAGCUUUGAAAAAGCAGCAUCUGGCAAUCAGCGGCGCUGUACAGACGCUAAAAAUGGUCUUCAGCUUGCACAUUCUUUCUACGAUACUUAUGGCUUUCGCUGAAAUUAUCUUCUAUCUGUAUUUUUACUCAAUGCGAAUACACCUAGGUUUAUAUAUGAGCAAUGAAGAUAGACAGAUUGUGUUUACGGCCUGUAUUAUGGGAAUAACAUAUUACUCUAUAAAAUUGGUGUUGAUAGUGUGGGCCUGCGAAACCGGCAAGGAUCAAGCCAUGGAAAUUAUCGGCACCGUUCACGACGUGUUCAAUAGUGCCAGCAAUAAGCAAAUAAAAUACGAGGUAGAUCUUUAA